CGUACUCCCGCCAGCCUCUCUGUGACCCUAUACGCUCUCUGAUUGCACACACAAUCCGCAUGCUGUGUCUCCUCGUCCUCGUCCUGGCGUUUAGCGCCGCUGUCACCGCCAAAAUCGAACCCUCGCAGCACGCAGAAGGCUCGAACUCCACCUCACAACUACUGCAUCUGACCCUGACACCACACCUGGAACACCUCGUCCACCCUCCGACGGCGCAGCAGAUGUCCCCGCACUCGGAGGAGACAUCGACAUCGCCAGCGAUCGCGAAUCCCCUGGCGGAGCUCGCACUAAGAAACCAGGAAGCGGAGGACGAGCCACUGGAGGUCCAACAGCCGGAGUCAUGCAUCCAUGGCGUGGCGGCAGAACCCUGUCCGCUCAUGGACGUGCGGCGCCGCUGCGGCACCGCGGUGCCCAUCGGCAUCGACCGCGCGCUGAACUACACCUUCCUCCAAGCGCGCUUCACCCUCGUUGGGGACAACUUCACUUUGACCAUGGGCUUCCAGGACAAGGAGGGGAAGACGGUGCCGCUGAACGGGACGGAUGUCGCUGCCUUCUCAGACAUCCUCGUGCAGCAUGGAUGCAGGCGGCGUUGGAGAGGGCUGGUGAAGUGGGCUGGGGAGAUGCUGUGUGCGGGGCUCUUUGCGUAUUUUGUCACUAAGAUCAUGAACUAUCUGCCGAUUUGGGGUAUGUUCCAGUGAGUCUGAUGUACGUACUAUUUGGUUUCUC
This is a messenger RNA of Trametes versicolor FP-101664 SS1, 726 nucleotides long. RefSeq lists its product as uncharacterized. Bases 60 to 698 code for a protein of 212 amino acids. Lineage: Eukaryota; Fungi; Basidiomycota; Agaricomycetes; Polyporales; Polyporaceae. The transcript is spliced from 2 exons. The record is from RefSeq and is a predicted model, not a curated record.